AUGUUUUACCGAGCAAGCUUCAAACCUGAAGAUAGGUUUCUCUACGGAAUAUACGGUAUCCAGUAUCAAGGCCAGAGUCCUUCCGGCCGACAGCUGGAUCUCAUUCAAAAGUUCGACGAGCUCAUCUCUGGGCAAGCCCAUCUUGAUCGAAUCACUGUUCCUGGAAACGAUGGAUUUGCCACUCAGAUCUGGCUUUCAUAUUGGUGGCCGGAUUCUCACACAGGAUGGUGGUCCAAGCCUGCUGUUAAAGACUUUUGGGACAAUCUUCCAGAAGACGCAGGCAUGUGGCGAGAAGUUCUUACAGUGUCGCCCAGCAGAGUGCAGAACGCAUGCACCGCCGAGUUGAAGAAUGGAUUGAAUGGCCUUGGAAACAUGGAGCCGUUCAGUGACAAGAUUGGAUAUUGGGGAUGCAUUCGACAUCGCAUCCCGGACGCCAAUUUGGAUGACAAGCUUGCGUCUUCGCUUGAGGAGAUGCCUUCCCGAGUUCCAGAGACGUCAGAUAUUCGUCCUGGGAGGACACUUGUCACCGAUUUUCCAGACAACAUUUGCUUUCUUGUCGAAGGGCAAGACCACACACGCAUGUCGACAAGAGAGAAGGAUUUAUGGUUUGAAGAGUUUGACGAGCUCGUCACGGGAUGGAUGGAACAUUUAGGAAAGGAUACCACUGCCAACGGGUUGUUCGACGUGAGGAUGGGCCACGUCUCAGACUGUGGAACAUUCAAGGAUACAGGCCCAAUCAACCUGAACCACAACAGAAAGAUUGAAAUGUUUUACUGGAUGGAUAUCAGCAAGUUCGAGAGGGUUGGUCGAGUUCACAGAGGUCAUGUCAAGCUACGCAAACGUUGGAUGGAGACGUACGGACCAGGAGGAGAGAUGGGGGAUGGCGUGGGCAAGAUAAACCUAUGGGAGGAAACUUCCAUUAUGAAGGGUUCAGAUAUCGUCGCCGAGUAUGUUGGCUGUCGAGAGGGCACUGGCUUCAUGGCUUAUGACAAGUCGGGUGUGGUCCAUAGCGAGAUAGCAGUCUAA
Fusarium vanettenii 77-13-4 is the source of this 1026-nucleotide messenger RNA. RefSeq lists its product as uncharacterized. The transcript has a single exon. The coding region runs from base 1 to 1026 and encodes 341 amino acids. Lineage: Eukaryota; Fungi; Ascomycota; Sordariomycetes; Hypocreales; Nectriaceae. The record is from RefSeq and is a predicted model, not a curated record.